GUCUGAGAGCGUGACUGUCAAAUAUAAAUAUUCUCUCUCUCUCUCAUAAUUCAGAUUUUUUCUUUUUGUUUCAGUUAAAUCGGAGAUAUUUUCCCACUGUUUCCCGGGAAUCCCUUGUCUUCCUCGUUUCAAUCUUUGUAUCCUUCGCCUGAUAUAAUGCUCCAGAUUUUCAAGGUCUGAUUUCGAUUUGAUACAACUCUGACUCAGAAGGAAAAGAGACAAUGGAGGGUGACUCGUUCUCAGGGAUCGAUAAUGGAACUCAGUUAGAUGACAGGGUGUUGCAGAUAUUUCAAAAGAGCUUUGCUCAGGUCCAGAAUAUCUUGGACCACAACAGGCUUCUCAUCAAUGAGAUAAACCAGAACCAUGAGUCCAAAAUCCCAAACAACUUGAGCAGAAAUGUUGGUCUAAUCAGGGAGCUCAACAGCAACAUAGGAAGAGUUGUGGGACUCUAUGCUGAACUUUCAAGUUCCUUCACCAAAUCCAUGGAUACCUCAUCCGAAGAGGACUUGAGUGGUGCUAUGAGAUCAGAUGGCAAAGCUGGUCACAAAAGAACCAGGCCUGUUUGAUGUAGUUGAAAGAAGAAAAGAAAAAGUUAGGGGUCUCUUUUGUUGGCAAUUCUCUUGCAUGGUGGCAAAAUGGAGUAGAAAACUAGAAAAUGGUCAGAUUUUGUAACUAUCAUUCUCCCCUCUGUAUCUGUCUCUAGUUCUCAAACUUCACGUUUGUUUGCCAAAAGUAAUAGGUCUAAGAUUUCUUGUACUACACUGUAACUCUCUGUAACUUUGGAUCUGAAGUAAGCAUAUAUGAGGAU
Molecule: messenger RNA, 808 nt
Organism: Hibiscus syriacus
Lineage: Eukaryota; Viridiplantae; Streptophyta; Magnoliopsida; Malvales; Malvaceae
Product: protein ELF4-LIKE 3-like
Exons: 2
Coding region: 222-566 (114 amino acids)
Biological process (GO): entrainment of circadian clock; positive regulation of circadian rhythm
Source: RefSeq, a predicted model, not a curated record